This is a messenger RNA of Guillardia theta CCMP2712, 3058 nucleotides long. RefSeq lists its product as hypothetical. The record is from RefSeq and is a predicted model, not a curated record. Gene Ontology annotation, biological process: proton transmembrane transport; vacuolar acidification. Gene Ontology annotation, molecular function: ATPase binding; proton-transporting ATPase activity, rotational mechanism. Bases 125 to 2983 code for a protein of 952 amino acids. Gene Ontology annotation, cellular component: vacuolar proton-transporting V-type ATPase complex; vacuolar proton-transporting V-type ATPase, V0 domain. NCBI's taxonomy places the organism in Eukaryota, Cryptophyceae, Pyrenomonadales, Geminigeraceae. The transcript has 14 exons.
AAGGUACUUCGCUCUGUUGCGACGAGGUGGAAAAGCGGACAAAUCCUACUCGCCUAUCCCUUCCAACCAACGGCGUAGCCGCCGAAUCCCUCGUGCUCUACUAGCCGGAAGGAGUGGGUCAACCAUGUCUCAGUUUCGCAGUGAGGAGAUGCAGCUGCUGCAGCUGUACAUUCAGAGCGAUGCUGCGCAUGACACUCUGUAUGAGUUGGGGGCCCUUGGAGCGAUCCAGUUCAAGGACCUCAAUAACGACAAGAGCGCCUUUCAAAGGAUCUUCGUGCAGGAUGUUCGAAAGUGUGAGGACAUGCUCCGAAUCCUCAGAUAUUUGAAAGGCCACUUCGAUAAGGAGAAAAUUAUUACUGGAGAUGGUAGUCGGCACGAUGUUGCUCCACUCACCUCACUCAAUGAGCUCCAUGAUCGACUUCAGGAACUGGAGAAGGAGAUGAAGGAUCACUCGGACAAGUACGGGCAACUUGUGAAGCAGAGAACCGAGCUGGAGGAGCAUGUGCAAGUCUUGAAACAUGCCUCCAAGUGGUUCGGACAGGCAAACAGGAGUGGGAUCGCCUUCACUGCUCCGUCCCUGGAGGAGGAAGGGAGGCAUGAAAUGUCUUCGCUCCUCGACGAGAAUGAGGCGGGGAUCACCAGAAGACCUCCUUCUAUGUUGGGUCACAUCGCAGGAUGUAUCCCCUCCGCCAAUAUGCGAGAUUUUACUGUCACGCUCUUUCGUGCGACAAGAGGAAACAUGCACUUGCAGCAUGAGGAGCUUGACACCUCGGAGAAUCUCUCAGAGACUGAGUUGAAGUCAGUCUUCAUCGUCUACUUCAGUGGAGAGAGAUCCCGAGCUAAGAUCGAGAAGAUUUGUGAAUCGUUCGGUGCAACCAAGUACCGUUUGCCCGAGGGGACCUCUGCAAGAGAGAAGGACGUUCAAGAUCUCUGCGAGCGCCUCAAGGAUCUCGAGAUUGUGAUCCGAAGCACCUCAGAGUACAAGCGCAACAGGCUGAGGGCCAUCGCCAACAGCUUCGAGCUUUGGAUCGAGCAAGUGACGAGGGAGAAGGCCAUUUUUCACACGCUGAAUCUCUUCAACUAUGACGUCACCCAUAAGUGCCUCAUCGCUGAGGGAUGGUGCCCAGUGUCGAGUAUGUCGGAUGUUCGAGAUGCUCUUCGCCGUGCAACGCUCAAGAGCGGGGCAAGCGUGCAAACGGUGGUUGAGGUGAUCAAGUCUAGGCAGACUCCUCCAACCUUCUUCAAGACCACCAAAGUGACUGCGGGCUUUCAAGCCAUCGUCGAUGCAUACGGGAUGGCUCGUUACCAGGAGUUCAACCCAGCUGUGUUCACGGUCAUCACGUUUCCCUUCCUGUUUGGCGUCAUGUUCGGGGAUAUCGGGCACGGCUUCAUGAUGUCCAUGACCGGCGCCCUGCUGUGCUUGUUCGAGCAGAGACUUUCUUCUGCAGCCAACAACGAGAUGUUCGGCACCCUGUACCACGGGAGGUACAACAUCCUGCUCAUGGGGCUGUUCGCCAUCUAUUGCGGCUUCAUCUACAACGAACUCUUCUCGGUGCCUCUGGAGAUCUUCGGGAGCACGGCCUGGUGCAGCGGGGAGAUGGACGACCCUCAGUGCUCGAGGAUCCCUGGAACUUCCCCGGACUCCACCCAGAAGUGGCUGAGGAGCAACCUGAACGAGGCCUUCGACUUCGCCACGGGCAAGUCGAACGAGAUCGAGGUCACAGCUCAGGUGUAUCCCUUCGGCUCGGAUCCUGGGUGGUCGCACACCAGCAACAAGCUCAAUUCAGCCAACUCGUUCAAGAUGAAGUUCGCCAUUGUUGCCGGAGUCUGCCAGAUGGUACUGGGCAUCUGCUGCAAGCUGAUGAACACCCUCUACUUCAAGGACUCCAUCACCCUCUACUUCGUCUUCAUCCCCGAGAUCAUCUUCAUCAACUCGAUCUUCGGCUACCUCGUCCUCCUCAUCCUCACCAAGUGGACGACCAACUGGAACACAGCCUUCGUCCUCAACAACGACGAGAUCGUCCACAUCCCGCAGGUUUACUGCAACGAUCAGCUCUCCAAUCUCCCGUGCUGGACGGCUCCCUUCCGCUACGAUCGCUCCUCCAUCGCUGGCUAUGGCUCGAAGCUUGCUGAGCUCCCGGAGUACAUGUGGUGCAUGAAGGACAAGAGCGCCACGGCUGGAUGCGCGGUGUUUGACUGGAAAGGGAAGAUCAUAGUAGAGAGCAACGUGUACGGGAACGCGUCGUUGACGCAGUUCGCCAACUACAACCCGACGAGCUGCCAGGAGGACAUCUCAGGCUGUGUCAUGUGGAAGCAGAGCCCUCCCUCGCUCCUCGACUCGCUGAUCAAGAUGUUCAUGGAGCCAGGCUACGUCGCCAUCGAGAACCAGCUCAUCCCCGGGCAAGGCGGCCUCCAGGCCUUCCUCAUCCUCCUCGCCUUCGUCUCCGUCCCAAUGCUUCUGUUCCCCAAGCCCUUCCUGCUCAAGAGGCAGCAUGAAGAGAACAUGGCGCGCAGAGGAGGCUUCCAGGCCCUGCAGGAGCGAUCCGACCUGGUGGACGGCGAUGUCGAGACGGGAUCAGGUGACAGCAGCCACGGGCACGGGCAUGGCGAGGAGUUCGAGUUCGGGGAGGUGAUGGUCCAUCAGAUGAUCCACACGAUCGAGUACGUGCUGGGUUGUAUUUCCAACACUGCCUCCUACCUCCGUCUCUGGGCUCUUUCCCUUGCUCACGCCCAGCUGUCGGAAGUGUUCUGGGAGAAGACGGUGAUUGAAGUUGGUCUGGAGAGCUCGAGCGCAGCUCUUCUCUUCAUCACUAUCGGAGCAUGGUCUCUCUUCACUGUUGGAGUGCUCAUGGGUAUGGAGAGCUUGUCUGCCUUCCUUCACGCUCUCCGUCUGCACUGGGUGGAGUUCAUGAACAAGUUCUACGACGGCGACGGUUACCCCUUCCGUCCCUUCAGCUUCCUGACGCUGGGGGCUGACGAGUAGGAGCCAAAGGAUUCGCGCCGUGAGGGGGAGAGAGAGCUUGCAGCUUCGCUUGUUAACAACAUUUCCUCUCCCCUC